This is a messenger RNA of Bufo bufo (common toad), 6595 nucleotides long. It is a transcript of the gene BCL11A, whose product is annotated as BAF chromatin remodeling complex subunit BCL11A. NCBI's taxonomy places the organism in Eukaryota, Metazoa, Chordata, Amphibia, Anura, Bufonidae. Gene Ontology annotation, biological process: regulation of transcription by RNA polymerase II; negative regulation of dendrite development. Gene Ontology annotation, molecular function: DNA-binding transcription factor activity; RNA polymerase II cis-regulatory region sequence-specific DNA binding. The coding region runs from base 676 to 3081 and encodes 801 amino acids. The transcript has 3 exons. Gene Ontology annotation, cellular component: nucleus. The record is from RefSeq and is a predicted model, not a curated record.
ACUGCGCUUAUGUGACAGAGGCUGUGAUCUCUUUUCUCUCUGCUAUCUCCACAGCAGGAUCAGAUUCCAGCUCAACACUGUGUGCUCCUAUGUAUUCUUUUUUCUCCUCUCUCCCUUUCAAUAAGCAGCAGCAGCUUGUGUCUAGCCCCCUUCUCUCCUCCUCCCCCUCCCCCUUGUACUGUGAGUGCCCUCUUUCCCACCCCCUCUCCUUCUGAUCACUGUCCAUUGGCUUGCCCGGGUCUGGUUUUCCUGUCCAGCCCCUUAUGAAUGUCCAUUGGUGUUGCCUUCCCUCCUCCUCUCCUCUCCCCCUGGCCCUGCCCAUGUUUUGUAUGUCUCUGUCCAUCCAGCUCCUGACGUUCAAGUUUGCAGGGACGUCACGUCCGCACUUGAACUUGCAGCUCAGGGGGGCUUUUGCCAUUUUUUUCAUUUCUCUCCUUCUCUAUCUCUCUCUUCUUUUUUUUCACCCCCCUCCAAAACGGAAAAAAAAAAAAAAAAAAAAAAAAAAGGCAUGACGGCUGUCCCACAAUUCAUCUCCCCUGCACCAUCUUUGUAUUAUUUCUAAUUUAUUUUGGAUGUCAAAGGCAUUUGAUGAAGAUAUUUUCUCUGGAGUCUCCUUCUUUCUAACCCUGCUCUCCCGAUGUGAACCGAGCUCUCACAAGCCACCCACCGACCAACAUGUCUCGCCGCAAGCAAGGCAAGCCCCAGCACUUAAGCAAACGGGAAUACUCACCCGAACCUGUCGAAGCCAUUCUAACAGACGAUGAACCAGACAACAGCACAUUGGGAACUGGAGAAGGGGACCAUGACCUCCUUACCUGUGGCCAGUGUCAGAUGAACUUCCCAUUGGGGGACAUUCUUAUUUUUAUUGAGCACAAGCGAAAACAAUGCAAUGGCAGCCUUUGCUUAGAGAAGGCUGUGGAUAAGCCGCCCUCACCUACGCCAAGUGAGCUGAAGAAAGCGUCCAAUCCUGUGGAGGUUGGCAUCCAGGUCACGCCGGAGGAUGAUGACUGUUUGUCAACGUCAUCUAGAGGGAUUUGUCCUAAACAGGAAAAUGCCGCAGGCAAGGAUGAGCCCAGCAGCUACACAUGUACAACAUGUAAACAGCCAUUCUCCAGUGCAUGGUUUCUCCUGCAACAUGCACAGAACACUCACGGCUUCAGAAUCUAUCUGGAAAGUGAACAUGGCAGUCCUCUUACACCCCGGGUAGGCAUUCCAUCAGGACUGGGUGCAGAAUGUCCUUCACAGCCACCACUCCAUGGAAUUCAUAUUGCUGACAAUAAUCCCUUUAACCUAUUGAGAAUCCCUGGAUCAGUAUCAAGAGAGGCUUCUGGUCUAUCUGAGGGUCGAUUCCCACCAACUCCCCCAUUAUUUAGCCCCCCACCAAGACAUCAUUUGGAUCCACAUCGUAUAGAACGUCUGGGUGCAGAAGAAAUGGCUCUCGCAACACAUCACCCGAGUGCCUUUGACAGGGUACUGCGACUUAAUCCCCUGGCUAUGGAGCCACCAGCAAUGGAUUUUUCAAGGAGACUUAGAGAGCUAGCUGGUAACACUUCCAGUUCCAGCCCCCCUUUGUCGCCCAACCGGCCAAGCCCUAUGCAAAGGUUACUGCAGCCAUUCCAGUCCAGCAGCAAACCACCAUUUUUGGCAACUCCACCCCUCCCUCCUCUUCAAUCUGUACCUCCUCCUUCCCAACCUCCUAUUAAAUCAAAAUCUUGUGAGUUUUGUGGGAAAACUUUUAAAUUUCAAAGCAAUCUAGUAGUACACCGUAGAAGCCACACUGGAGAAAAACCUUAUAAAUGCAACCUGUGCGACCAUGCAUGCACGCAGGCCAGCAAACUAAAACGCCACAUGAAAACGCACAUGCAUAAAUCCUCCCCAAUGACAGUUAAAUCAGAUGAUGGUCUUUCCACAGCCAGUUCUCCAGAGCCAGGGACCAGUGAUUUAGUUGGCAGCGCAAGCAACGCCCUCAAGUCUGUAGUGGCCAAGUUUAAAAGUGAAAAUGAUCCAAACAUGAUCCCAGAGAAUGGUGAUGAGGAAGAAGAGGAAGAAGAAGAGGAGGAGGAGGAGGAGGAGGAAGAAGAGGAGGAGGAGGAGGAUUUGACAGAAACAGACAGUAGGCCGGAUUAUAGUUUUGCCCUAAAUCUUGAAGCUGCUCGUCACCAUGAAAACAACUCAAGAUCUGGUGAGGAAAGCCGAUCAAUGUCUGAUGUCAUGCAAGGUGUGGGUCUUGGUGCAAUGCAUCACUUUAGUGAUGCCUUUCAUCAGGCUUUGGUUGAUAAACAUAAAAGGGGGCAUUUACCUGAGCCAGAAGCGCAAAGAGACACUUGUGAUGAAGACUCAGUGGCAGGAGAAUCAGAUCGAAUAGAUGGUGGUACUGUUAAUGGGAGGGGGUGUUCACCUGGUGAAUCUGCUUCAGGAGGCUUGUCAAAAAAGUUACUUCUUGGUAGCCCAAGUUCCAUGAGUCCGUUUUCUAAACGCAUCAAACUUGAGAAGGAAUUUGACCUCCCUGCUGCAGCUAUGCCUAACGCAGAAAAUGUUUACUCUCAGUGGCUUGCUGGCUAUGCCGCGUCUAGGCAGCUAAAAGAUCCAUUCCUCACUUUUGGAGACUCUAGACAAUCGCCAUUUGCCUCCUCUUCAGAGCACUCAUCUGAAAAUGGUAGUUUACGUUUUUCUACACCUCCAGGGGAGAUGGAUGGAGGAAUUUCAGGCCGUAGUGGCACAGGAAGUGGCAGAAGCACUCCCCAUAUUAGUGGCCCAGGGCCUGGAAGGCCCAGUUCAAAAGAGGGCAGGCGCAGCGACACUUGUGAGUACUGUGGAAAAAUCUUCAAGAACUGUAGUAACCUUACUGUUCACAGGAGGAGCCACACUGGUGAAAGGCCAUAUAAGUGUGAGCUUUGCAACUACGCCUGCGCGCAGAGUAGCAAACUUACCCGGCACAUGAAAACACAUGGUCAGGUGGGAAAGGACGUUUACAAAUGUGAAAUUUGUCAGAUGCCUUUUAGCGUGUACAGUACCCUGGAGAAACACAUGAAAAAAUGGCACAGUGAUCGAGUCUUGAAUAAUGAUAUAAAAACUGAAUAGAGGUAUAUUGAUAAACCCCGUGUAGAUUUUUUUUUCUAGUCCCUUGUGAUAAAAAAAAAUAAUGAAAGCAAAGGAUACAAGACCGUGCUUAUCACUAGCACUCCUGAUUUUUUAAAAUAAUUUUUUCUUUAUUUUUUUGUUCUCACCGUUUGAAUGCAUGUUCUUUAUUGGGGCAAUACUAUUGCAUUUUACGCAAACUUUGAGCCUUUCUCUUGUGCAAUAAUUUACAUGUUGUGUAUGUUGUUUUUCUACCUUUAAUUUUUUUUAUAUAAUAGACAGCAUGUAUGGUAUUGUUAUAGCUAUUUUCAUUUGUCCCUGAGUUAGUUGCAAAACAAACAUUACUCUUUCCAGUUCUGUGCUGACAAGUGACCAUGCUGCAUACAUUCUGCAAUACAUAUCAUGUACAGUUUUGUGUUCUGAUGUGCAGAGGGAACAUCUCUUCACCAGACUUCCAGGGACAGGUAUUAUAGUGCUGCAAAUGCUGGUGGAACCUCAUCUCCUCAUGCCAGGGGUUACUUUUUAGUGUUGUAAAAAGCAAAUAUUAUGACAAAAGAUGCAAACCAACAAAAAACACAUAGAAAAUGGCCUUCAAUUAGUAAUUCGUACUAUCAUUUGGUUUAAAUAAAGCAUAUCCGAGUGCCUUCAGUCUAUUUGAAACAAUGUCAAUGGCUCUUCCUAUGUUGAAUGAACAUUUAGCCUAAUUCAACUUGGAUAUAUGUAGGUCUCCAUUGAUCUAAUGUAUGAUGAUAAUGUAUUUCUUAUAACUGAGGCUACCUAAAAUAUGACCCAGGAUGUCCUAGUUAAUUAUCAUGUUUCCAUGAUAUUUAUUUAAUGAAAUGUAUUCUAGUUGCUCGUGAAUGGAAAGGAUAUUAAUUUUAUUUCAGGUUUACCUAUGAGUAAACUUUAGAGUUUAGGUUUGUUUUUUUCCGGGGGAAAAGCAUUGAUGGCCUAUACUUAGGAUAAGUCAUCAAUCUGUGAUUGAUGGAAGUAUGACCGCAGGAUCGCCAGUGAUCAGCAGUAUGAAGAGACAUCGGUACUCAAGUGCCAAAGCCCAUAAAUGUUUAUUCAGGCACAAUUGUUGCUUCUGGUGCCCCAAAUCUGGUACUUGGUGCUGAGCUGCCAUACCAGGCACAACCCUGAUUCUACUAAAUUAUAUCUUUAGAAUAGGCCAUCAAUGUGUUGUCAUGGAGGUCUCAUAUUGAGACCCCCCUCCCCCCCCCACGAUAACAAAUGAAUGGCCUGGGAAAAGGGCUAGGUCAUUGAUGUUUUCCCAGGAAACCCUUUUAAAUUAAAGCUGAACUAGAACUCUAUGACAAAAGGUUUAAUUGUACUAUAAUAUGCUUUUUCUGAGCACAUUGCAAAAAAUAAAAUAAAUUGAAAAUAAAUUUAAAGUAAAUUAUUAAGAGCAUAUGUGGUUGUCUGAUAGACAAUCGGUAUCAACGUUGUUAAAGAGUGUACUGUAUGAAAUGUUAGGUAUUAAUUAUACGCUAUCAAGUGGCACAAUAGAAACACGGUCACUGUGGUACCAUGAAAAGAAGCAGGCAUAUAAGCUAAAUAUAAUGAUGAUUAAAUAUGUAUGAACUUUUGAGAAUUGUCUCAAAAAAAUGCCCCCUUAAAAAAAAAAAAAAAGGAAGGACAUACAUAAAAGUAAAACUUACCUACCCAAGAAUAUAUUUUUUUUGCGAAUAUGUUUUCUUUCUUUGCACUGUCUAUUAUAAUGAAUAUACAGAUUCGUUGUUUCAAUAUUAAGCUCCUAUCUGCCCCGGUUGGUAUUCAAAUAGCACUUGACUCUUCCAGAAUUGUGUGUACCUUUUCCUUUAAUCAGAGGUACUGUGGUUGAGUAUAAAGAAUGCUCAGAUACAUUUAAAUGCACUGUACAAUUUUCCCUGUUUACAGGCUUACAUAUUAGGGAAAUGUUGCAAAAAUAAAAUUAAAAUAUAUAUAUAUAUAUAUAUAUAUAUACAUAUAUAUAUAUUUAUAUAUAAAAAGAUGUUUGUAUGUGCGACUACAUGCACAUACAGACAUAUACACCUACAUAAAUGUAAAUGAAUAAAACAAUUAUAUAUAUAUAUACAUACAAGUAUGCAUGUGUAUAUAUAUACUCUGCCAGUUAUGUACUUGACUUACAGAUAUGCUUAUACCAUGUAGACAAUGCUGUGAAAGGAAAUAGACCACACGUACUUUACAAAAUAGUGAUCUCUUUGGCCUUUACAGUACAGGGGUAUUUCUUGGUGUGCAAAAAAAACAUAAAUGUUUUUGUGGUUUUAUUUUAUUUUUAAUUAUUAAAAAAACAUACAUUUUGUUUAGGGGCGUUGUAUGUUAGGGCAUCAGUGGCAUGUCCAAGACUUAAUAUUCAUUGCAAAUAAAAUGGUAGAGGAAUUUCUAUGCCUUGGAUAUAUCCUGUUUUUUUUCAGGUUGUGCAUUGGGAAAAGAGAGGUUCCAUAUUAUAGAGUACUUAAAUCUAGGGAAACGCACACUCAUGUCGAUUAUGCUAAAACACAUCUAUUGUCUUUAUUUUCUGUACUUUUAGAAAGGUAUUUGAAUUUCAUGUUCAUGUAGUCUAGGAACUAUAGUAUUUAUAUUGAAGCUUGUAUUUUUUUUUUGAAAAGGUAUCGAUGUACCUUUUUAUGGUAGUGGUAUAAAACAGAGGCUGCCACAGUAUAUAUAUACAUAUAUAUAUAUAUAUAUCUAUAUAUAUAAAUAUAUUUUUUUUUAUUUCGGCAGGAUAUUAUAGUACAAAUUAUUUGUAUGUUUUAAAGCAAGAAAAAAAAAGAAAAAAUCAUGUAUGACAAUGUACAGUACAGAAGCCAUAUAAUGGCUACUUGGGAAUACAGAUUAGAAUGUCAUGCAAAAGAGCCGUCUUACAGAGGGCUGUACAUAUCCUUUUAUUUCGUUCUUCUCUCUUGCUGCCAUACUGUACACAGUACUACAAGCUGAUGGCAUUGGUUUGUUCUGUAGUGUGCUUUCUGUCUCUUUUUUCCACCUACAUUCCAGCAUCAAAACUUCAUAUGCAGUAAAAGAAACACAUUUUAUUUCUUUCCAUUGCCAAAAAUUAAAUGGUGCUUUAUAUUUACCGUAGAUUGAAGAAAAAAACAUUCAUAUGCAAAGCAUAUUAAAGUGGAGAAUUACUCAAGUCAGUACUUUUUCUUUUUUUGUAAAUGGCAAUGUAGACUAUUUUGUUAUUGGCCUUUUCUAUUCCUGUAAUGAAAGGUGUUUGUCGUAACUUGAAAUUUUAUCUUUUACUAUGGGAGUCACUAUUUAUUAUUGGUCAUGUGCUUAAUGUUUAAAACGUAGGCACACAUUUUGAUCUUUUUUUAAAUAUUUUUUCUUAUUAUUUUUUUUAUUUUAUUUAAUGACCAAAGGUCAUGCAAACCUGGCUUUUAUUGUAUUUGUUUCUGGUCUGUUAAUUUCUAUUGGAGAAACCACUGUCUGUGUUUUUUUUUGGCAGUUGUCUGCAUUAUCCUGUUCAUAUACCCAUUUUGUCCCUUUUAUUGAAAAAAUAAAAAAAGUAAUA